Messenger RNA from Motacilla alba alba, 15970 nucleotides. It is a transcript of the gene PLCB4, whose product is annotated as phospholipase C beta 4. Gene Ontology annotation, biological process: lipid metabolic process; phosphatidylinositol-mediated signaling. The transcript has 42 exons. The record is from RefSeq and is a predicted model, not a curated record. The coding region runs from base 10512 to 14132 and encodes 1206 amino acids. Gene Ontology annotation, molecular function: phosphatidylinositol-4,5-bisphosphate phospholipase C activity; calcium ion binding. NCBI's taxonomy places the organism in Eukaryota, Metazoa, Chordata, Aves, Passeriformes, Motacillidae.
GGAUUCACGUCACUGGUAUAGUUUUGCUUUUCUCAAGCGGGCUCCUGCCUACUUGGAUGCAUCCUAAAGUAUUGUGUAUGUUGGCCUCUGCAUGCUUUUAAUUUUUGUUUGUUUGUUUUUUACAAACUGAGAAAGUUCUGGAAUUGGCACGUGUGCCAAGCCUGGUAAACAGAUGUUGAUAAAAUGAUCUCCUUUGAGAUAUCCUAAUGAGAGCAUGAGCUUAACUAGAAGAGCCAUAUAAAAAUAGUUGGUGUGCCAUUUCAUCUGUGUGACUUUAUACAAGAACAUGUCUUAAAUUAGUCUUUGCAUCAGGUAACAGAAGUAUUUGCACUGGUUUUAUGGGAGUAAUCCCAUCUCUUCCCUGUGGAAUUAACGAAGAAUGACACCUUGGAGGAAGCAUGAGGUGGUUAACUGGGAGGCAUUAUCACUUGGUGUGGUGCUGGUGGGCUCUGUGACCUGCAGGCGUGCUUUGUGGAUGGAUGUACAGGUUGUGUGCCUGGGAGAGAGAACCCCCAGAGGCACUGCCGUGACCCCAGCUGCUGCUGAUGGUCACAGAGCUGUCUGCGUCCAGCAGGGAGUGAAGGUGCACAGAGCCUUGGAGGGGUAGCAAAGGGUAACAGCAGGAUCAGUCCUCUGCAUUUUGCUUUUAUCUCUCUGGGGAGCUGGGUGAGCAUUGCUGUGGAGAAAUGCUGGGUGUUAGUCCUAUGGCAUCUUUCUGUUUGCGGGGUGUAGAGGGGGUAAAUCUUCAGCUCUGCUGGUCUGGUUGAGUUCAUUUGGAAGAAUUCCUGCUAGUGAAGUUUGUACUGCAGAGCUGUGGUCCCUGUGUGGAUAGAAGAAUCACAGCUUGCUUAGAUCUUUAUCUGCUAGUCUAAAUCAUGCAAAAAAACCUUCAUAUUCUCUGCUGCAUCUUCAUUUUCAGUGCUAAAUCUUUGGAUUGCAGUCUCAGAAAAAAGAUGAUCUGUUGGGUUUUGGCUGUGAUGACAAUCUACCAGUUGAUUGAUUCAGGGUUUUGGGGAACAUUUUUUUGCAGUCUUUUUUUCCUUUUUUUAAAACUUAAAGAACAUUGUUCUUAUUUGUAAUGAUUUGUUUGUUUGUUUGUUUUGUGUGGGUUCCCAUGUGUUAGUUUCUUACAGCUUUCCUGUGAUGAACUAAAAGCCUCAUGUAACCUAACUGCAUUUCCAGAUGUGGGGAAAUCAAAAGUAUAUGUUUGCAGUAAUUCUUUGCUAUACAAACACAUGUAUUUAUUUUGUAAAUGCUUCUUGUAUUUUAAAACACAUGAGGUGGAAGCAAUACUUCACAGGAGGAGCUGUGAAUUGGCAUGAAAUCAGUUACUUCUGAAAAGAAAGUGAGCUUUAUUGCUGGGGAUUUUUUUCUUAAAUGAAUUCUGUGGCACUUCAGUUUUCAAAACUGAAUCAAUCUGACAAGAAAUGCAUGCUCUGAUUUAUAUACCUUUGAUUUAGUUAUGCUCAGUUUAUAAACAGUGCCUGGUAAUCUUCCCUGAUCUCAUCCUGCUUUAGUUUUUAAUUUACCCUUGAAGAGACACUGCUCACUUUAAUCUGGAGUAACCACCUCCCCUCCCCACAGUAGAACGAAUGAAUAAUAAUAUUGUGAAAACAAAGAUCUAAGCGCAGCUCUCAGAUAUCUGACACGUUAAAAACAUCAAUUGAACUGAUCUGAAAUUAUGUGCAAAAACAUACAGGUAGUUUUUCAGGUAAUUUUGAAUCAUCAGAUGAUUGAUUCUGUGAGUGGUUUUCCAUGAUUCAGAUGCUGAGCAAUGUGGCGAUACUCUGAGGCUUUUGAAAGCUGGAAAACAGUUUUUGAUCCUCACAGGUAGAAAUGGCAGAGGAAAUUGCAUUGCUGUGUUAAGAGUUACAUUAUUUGGUUUCAAGGAAUUGGCUCCAUCCCACUGUAGUUUAGUGUCAGAAUGUUUGCUGGGUAUUUUCAUUCUUGCUUUUAAGUGCAAUUGUUUUCUUUACAGAAGACAAUAACACUACAAGAUAAUUUUCCCCCUAAUCUUUUGGGGGGUUUAGUUUUUGAACUAUUUAAUUUUCACAGAAUCAAUUAGGUUGGAAAAGGCCUCUGAAAUCAUUGCAUCCAGUCUGUGAUCCAACAUCACCGUGGCACCGAGCGCCAUGUCCAGGCUUUCCCUAAGCACCUGCAGGGGUGGUGACUCCCCCACCUCCCUGGGCAGCCCACUGCAGUGUCUAAGCACCCUAAAGCUCCCCUGGUGCAGCCUGAGACCUUGUCCCCUUGUCCUGCCACUGGUUUCGUGCGAGAAGAGGCCGACCCUCACCUGGUUACAGCCUCCUGCCAUGGAGUUGUACUCCCUCAGUAAAGGGAUACAGCUAAAAGAACAGCCUGAACCUUUAGCAGCAUCGAAAUGCUCAUGAAGACCUUCAUGAAUAAUUUGAAAUUUUAGCCAAAAAUUGGAUAUUGAAGGUCUUGCUUCACCUGGUUCAUUUGAAAGAUCUGUGGAAGCAUUUCUUCAAAGCAUUAGUGGAAGUAAUUAUCAGAGUAAGGUGUCAAUUUUGUGUUUGUUUUAUGCUUUCCUUUUUAGGAACUAUAAAACGAUAUAUGUUAACAUUUCAAAAUUGCAGAUUUAGAGUAUUUUUUCAGAUGAGCUGCAUCUCUUCCUUAAAAAGUGACUGGUAAUUUAAAUGAUAACCACUUUUCUGGUGAUAUUUCUGGAUUUCAUAAACCAUUACCUGAAAUCCUUCUCUUACUGAAAAGCCAACUUAUAGUUUCAAUUAAAAGUGUUUCUGUGUACAUGAAUAUCACAUUAAUUACACAAAUUCAUUUCUGGCUGCCUUUCUUUUUGUAGAUGUUGAUGAAAAGAUAAUGCUUCUCAGUUAAUUUUAAAGCAUUUAAAGGAAGGCUUAUUUAAACAUGACUGAAAGUGGAUUAAUCCUUUUCUUCCUUCCAUCUCUUCCUGUAAUCAUCACAACCUUGUUUUAGAAAUUAACAAAUGUUGUCUGAAGGGCUGUGGCAGGGAGUGUUUUGCUUAUCUCAGUGGUCUUCAGUCCAGCUGGUAAUUAGCACUUCUCUUAGUGACUGAGACAUAAUUUUAACAAGAUUUGGCUCUUCCUUCUCAGCACUGUCUAUUGAAAGAGCGUGGGUGUUGCAAGCAGGUAACCUGAGUCCAUUUGAGUCUUGCAUCUCAAAAUUCAAUCCAAAAUCAUCCUGCCUCAUCGAAGGGGCCUUUUGGAUGGUUAUUGAAAUGAUCUGAUCUCUCUUACUGUGAUACUGUUGUGACUGGGUUUGUGCAUCUGCAGUUUUAUCAGGGAUGAUUCAUAGGCUGAAAUGGUGUUUGUCCACUCAAGGCUUCAUUCCUUUCCCCUUUCAAAGGGAAAAUAAUGGGAAAAAAGCUAUUCUGCCUGAUAGAUAAUAGCUUCUCUUUUAUUGUUUGGCAGUGUGUGGUUUUGUUUUUCUUUUUUUUUUUUUUAAUCUUGAAAUUUGACUUAACAAAAGAAAGGUAACGAGAAUCCAAAUAAUGUGAGGACUUGGCAGGGGGAUUUGCCAUGUAUGAGGAGAAAACUGACCUGAGUACAGCACACUGCAAGUGCCCAAACCCAGCCCUCCAGAGCUGGAGACUGAUUAAAUCAGUCUGUAGUUUUUGCAGGUGAAGUAGUUAAUUUGAGACCUUAAUUUCAGAACUUUAUUUGUUCCCUGUAGUCUGCACAUCCGAUGGGGCUCCGUGUACCCUUCCAAAGCAAAGUGUACAUCCACAAAGCCGGCUCAAGCCUUCUUGUUUGUAAGAUAAGAUGUCAAAAGCGGUCCCUUUUUAAGGGUGGAGAGGUACUGGUGGAAUUUUAGAUGGCCACGUUGAGAUUGAUACAAUUUCAAAACUGAUUUUUAGCUCGAUUUCAGCCGAGCAAGGAGUGGCAGUGAGGACACUUCUGGUCCUGUAGGAGGAACAGUGAUACUCCUGGGUUAGGACAGGUAACCCUUUGUGACACAGGAGGAGAGGGGCCCAGACAGAAAGCUGCUUGUUGCUUGGUGUUGUUUUGGUAUUUCCACCACCCUGCCUUUUGGGUAUGGGCAUAGCUGGUCACACUUUAAAAAUUAGAUUUCUUUGUUCUAAAGCAAGGCUUGGGUUAAAUGCAGUACGACACACCCCCUCACCCACAGUGUUCUGAUUAGGUAUUUUUCAAUAUCUAUCUUAAAUGUCAGGAUAACGCCUGACAAGAAGGCUCACUGUCUUGUGAACCACGAGAUCCAGAGCACAUUUCAGCAGUGCACAUCAGAACAAGUGCAUAGCUCCAGCCCUGAAAGUAUGAACUGAAGUACAGCACAAUGUAAAUGUCAGCUCAGGAACGUGAGGUAGGUUUGGUAUGAUCCCUUAAGGAUUCUUUGUUCAUGGCCUAAAUUGCAAGGUUUCUGGGGCAGGGACUAUCCUUGCAUUAUUUAUUUUAUGGCAUUUAUUCAAUGCAUUCUUUGUUAUUUUUUAUUUGACCUGCUUGGUGCCCAUUUGCUGAUACCUCAGAUGAGGGAAUACACUGCAAUACAGUGUUUUUAAUUGGAAUAUAUACACAGAGCUGAUACAUGCAGGUUAAAAAGAAAUGGCAUCCAUGCUGUUCAGUCCAACGUGCUGAAGUACCUAAGGGUAUAAAGCAGCUUUCACACUAUUUCAUCUCUUUAUAUUCCAGUUGUUGAUACCUUUUUUAACGUGGCGAGAUGACUUCCCCAAAGCCUACAGCCCUUGUGUGUUAGCAACAGGGAUCCUGGUAAAUUACUUCUUGACCUUGACUUGGAAAUCAAAAUGCAGCAAAUCAGGGACGUGGCUAUGCUCUGCCAGUCCAGCUCCCGGGGGUGCAGGGUAAUGUAUGGAGCAAGGCAUUGCUUGCACCGCUCACACUCAGGUGCCGUGCAGUGUUAGAGGCCAUUAUCUUUAAUACCUUUGUUAUGCAACAGAUCCAGUUUUGAUUUGUAGCCCAGAAAGAGCAAAGUUUCACUUUUAGAAGCACAGUCUGUUACAGGAUAUUUAUCAAGCAGUCUUUCUGCAUAUGGAUGUUGACAGCAGUCUUGCAGCAGAAAUGACAGUGUUCUUCUUGGAGGUGUUUCUAAGUUUGAGGAUUCCCCGUGGAAAUCUUUUAAGUCAGAACAUAACUCAGGAACACCUUUUUUUUUAUUGCUUUGGCAAUAAAAAUUGUAUGGACAUAGUCUGAAUCAGCAAAGCUGGCUUGAAGGGGCGCUCAAGUGAAAACCAUAUAUAUGUAUAAAAAGGAAUUGUCUUUUGCAAAGAAUCUUAAGUAGCUGUGGACAUCAGGCCUGCCACUGAACAUUUUAAAACUAAUUUAUAUGGGUUGUGUCAUUUCUGUUUCCUCCCUCUUUCUUUCUGUUCUGUGAAAGGCAGCAAGCAGCAAACCCUGAGCAAGCUCUACUGCUCAGUUGGAUGAGAAAAGAAAUAGAAGGGGCUGGGCAGAAAUUGAGAUCUUACAAAGCACAGAUCUAGAAAGAUGUUCCAGCUAUGCUAAAAAUUAUUUACACUUUGCAGUCUUGCAGUUCUCAGUGAUCUAAUAGUGGUUCUGGAAUCUCUCUUUUAGGCGUUGUACAUAUUUGUUAAAAAUGCUCCUUCACCCAAAGAAUUUAUUGUGCUGGAAUAGGAGGAGCCUAGAGCUGAACACAGUUUUUGGUAUAUAAGCAACAGAAUAGAAGUGUGAAACAUUUCCAGCUACAUGUGUUUAAGAUCAGCCUAAAAAUUCAAGCUGCAUGUUUUAAUAAUUUUUGAUCAAGUGCAACUUCAAAGAUUUUGACUUCCCUUUAAAGUGUAAAUUUUUGCAUUGGACGGUGUAGCACAAACCAGCACUGGCUGCCAUCAGAUGAGAUUUGCUUCAGUGCAGCUGGCAGCAUCAGCCCAGGAUGUUUGCACAAUGAGGCUUUGUAAACCUCCUCUGCAGAACUGCAAUGCUUUGAUCUGUUUACUGGACAAAUCAAAAUUAAACUGAUGUCUCUUCUUUUCCUUUUUCUUUUCUGUAUUUUUUUUCCUUAGGAGAAACUAGCACUCAGGAAAUCUGGCUGGCCAUAUCAGAUUUUGCCCCAAGAAAUUGCAUUAGUUUAAAAAAGAGGCAUUGUACUCCCAGCUUAAUGUUUAAACUCAGUGUCAAAACGUUAGGGCCGAAUAAUGCACACCGAUAAUGCAAAUGGUUUUCUUGGGUGGAUUUCAACUCCUGUGCUAGUGUCUGGGAGAAGAUGUUUACUUUCUUGCAUUGAAAUACCACGCUAUUUCCAUCACAGUAAUGCCGCUUUCAGCUAGCUGGUUGCAGCCAGGUGCAGCGAUAAGAAAUCAAAAUUGUUUUUAAAUGUAUCUCUGUUUAUUACAGUGUAACUUUUCUUUUAUACUUCAUAUUAUCCUGUGACUAAACAUGUUUACUUUAAACGGGCUAUGUGUUCCAGGUGGGUAGAAGCAAAACAAAAGUGCGUUCGAACCAGCUGUAAUUAAAUUUCUGCUCUGUACAUUUUGUCAAGACAAGAAAAGCUGCUGGCAUUUAAACCUUGCAAUGCAUUAUGGAGUGUCUGCCAGUCAGAUCCUCCUAUGGAAUUAAAACAAAUUGGAAAGCAGAGUGAGAGAGGGGGAGAGAGAUUUGUGUGAAUUAAAUGACUGCGGCCUGUGGUUUGCCAGGCUCUCCUGCUUUUGUUGGUGAUGUCUGGUUAUGUAAACUUCUUCCCACCACUUUCUUCUUCAACUUGCAGCAAAGCAGUUUUGUGUGGUGUAACAUCUGCUGGCAUAAAAGUGGUCGUAAAUAAAAAAGUCUUUACUGUGCAGCCCAGUAGGAAGGAAAGAAAGGAUGGAAGGGUGCAUUCUCUAGAAACACAGAUGGCUUUAGUCAUUAAUAAUGUUUUACGAAAUAAUUUUUAAAAUAGGAUUGCCAAAAAAGGGACUGUAUGAAGAAGCUGAGUGCAUCUAUUUGGUACUUUUGGAAGAGUUUGCUGUUAAGCUUUCCUGGAGGAGCAUGCCCAACGUGAUCAGCCGUGCGCUCUCCCGAGAGCGAUGGGACCAAGAGGUUUCCAUAAAACGAUGGGCCCGUUCUGUGUUAUUCUGUACUGUGCAAAAUAAUCUUGUAUUAUAGUAUGGGAUGUAAUUAUCCCAGUAAAUAUUCAGGGGGAAAAAUAAUGCUGCUUAAUCCCUUUCUCUUGCUGUGGUGGAGGAUUGGGAUAAAAAAGCGCAGAUCACCACACGCCACGGUAGAGCUGCUGGCCUACAUUUCAGAGCGAGGUUGGCAAGGAGCAGGCUCCCAGUUUCUGGAACACAGAGUACAUCCCAAAGAGAACUAUUAGGCUGCACUAGGAUUUAUGUGAUGGUGCUGAGCUUUCCCUGGAGAUGUCAGAUUUUAUCUUAGUGAUACGAAGUGCUGGCCUGCUGGCCUAAAAGGAGUAUCCAUCCUCUUCACAUCCUGUCACCUGCAUGUUCCCCAGGGCCUGCAUUAACUGCCAACUUUCACGUUGGAGUCCAGGCCUGUUCCUUCCUCUCUGUUCUCUUUGAAGAUGGUGAGACACCCUUAAACUUUACUCUUGGUCGGAGUGCAGGUUUUUAUGAUAAUAAUUAAUUUAAUUGGCCCAAGCCGAGUAAAAGCAUUUACCCAUGAUUGACCUGGAUUCUUUGUAAUGCUGUAAAUGAAGUCUUGGAUUGUUAAUGCUUUCAUCAGCAGUGAGUAAUUUCAUAGAUUGAAAACCUCUUAAACUGCAGCAUGAUGAUUUUGGUUCCAGAGAAUUACUAGAGGUGACUAAAAAUUGUGAAUCUCCCCAGAAAAAAAAAAACAAACAAAAAAACCCCAACAAACUUUCCUAAACCAUAGGUAAAAUUGACUGUAGGAGCUGUAGGAUAGUAUGUAAUUACAUCCAAGACACACUGAAAUUCUCCGAGUCAAAUUGCACAUUGUGUGUCUUGGUGCUAUUACAUUUGCAUACUGAUAAGAGUUUGUAAUAAUUGUCUAUAUUGCACAAAUGCUGCUGUUGUUUAUUGCUUGGCUUAAAUUGUGUGGGGUUUAUCAUAUAAAUAUAACUCAUUCUCUGUAGAAAAAGGUCUAAAAGAUUCUAUUAUCUACUCAUCAUUUUGGUGUACUUAAUUAUCAGUUGAUAUGCUUUUCAUGAAAUGGAGUCUCUGGGCUCCAAGUACUUGACAUCUCUGUGAAAACAGUCUGCCUGUUUUGGGAGGGCAGCGCCCUGAGUCUUGCUCAGCAAACAUCAAGGACUGGUUGUACCUUUCAGUUUAGUUAUAUGGACAUUGAUCCCGAGUCAGGAGCUCUCUUGACUCGGGAUUUCAUGGCUGGAGGCAGAUUUAGGGCUUACGGGGUGGAUUGUGUGGGGCACCGGUAGGAGGCUGUGUGCUCUCUUUGGUGAACAAGUUUCUGCCUUAGUGGAGCUGAACGCAACAGCCUCGGUAGCUUUCUGUGGUUUCUGAAAGUGAUUUCCAGCGUGGUGUCCUACGCCCUGUAAUUGCGUUCAACUGUGUGCUUACCCGCUUCUUUGGUCUGCUUUGGGAGUCAUCCCGUCAGGUUCGUAUUUCCUGGGGACAGCCGGCCAUCUGUGCCUGUAGUCAGUGCCAUCCAGGUCAGAAGCAGUGCAGGAGAGGUGCAGAGCUGUGUGGUAGCUGAAGGUGCUGCUGAUCCUGUGGGCGAGCACACGAAAUGUUCCAGAAGGAUACGCCAGAGGCUCACAUUAUGUAAUGCCUCGAGCAGGAAGCCACCGAAUCGUGUGUGGAGCAUGUCAGCAGCAACAGCCUGAUGUCCCUGGCAAGGCUCCACGCCAGGAAGGAGCUGGGCUUUCUCAGCAGCCUCACAGGAGAGCGAGGGAGGUGCAGGAGGCCCUGCAGGAGCAGCCUGGCCCGUGGGAGGCCGGAGCUGCUGGGAGGCAGGGUGCUGACACCACCUCCCUCACUGGGCUUGCCUGCCCCCAGGUGCAGGAAUGACAGGGAAUUCUUCUCGUUUUCCUCCUGCCUUGUGUGUUCGCCUCUUCUUUUGCUUUGUUUUUUUUUUUUUCCCCUUAGUCCUAGAUCCUGGAAAAAAUACAAAGGAAGGAUGGACCUUCUCAGAAGCUCUGCAUCCAGAUUAGGGAUAUACAGGCAAUUCGUGUCUGAAAAAUGUUAACAGUUGUGUGUCUAAAAUUAACUAAUGAGCUAUGGUCGAAGCUCCUUUUCGGCACAAAAUAAGGGAAGGUUUGGUAGGUAAUGAUCAUUUCAGUAUAUUGACAGACUAAAAUUGUCAUGUUUAAAUUAAGUCUCUAAUGGUCUUUCCUAAAUUGGGUACUUGUACUUUGCUUUUAAUUAGAAUGAGGCAAAAGGUCCUUAUUGGAAUUCUAAAGUUAUACUCUGGGUAACUCAAGGAGGUGAUUAUCUGUAACCAAGUGUCCGUCAAUGGGACAGUCUUGCAGAAGCGUGCACUUGUCAGGUCAUUUUCUCUGAGCAUUUCAGAGUGACAGCUGAAAAAGAACCUUGAAUGAUGGAUCCCUGUGGAUGAAAACUUGUUUUCUGCUUGAAACUAAAAAUAAAAUUAAAAAAUCCUGUUGACAAGCCCAGAGUCUUGACAGAGGUUGCCCAUCCUUUUGAAGGGUCAUCAUGAUUCAGCUGGGUCUUUUGCAAAAAUAAGUCUUUUCCGUGUAGGUUAUAAUGGGUUAGGUUGAGAAGAGACAGGAAACCCCUGGGGUGUGUUUAAGGUGACAGGAAAGCCAGGUGACAAGUGAAGAAACACGUUGUGCUUUACUGAACAGUGGUGAGGAAAUGUGUGUUGUGGCCAGGGUGAACACUGGCCACAUCAGAAUUUGAUGCCUCUGCGCCUGCCUUGGUGUUCAGGUGCAGCUGGAAUCCUGUGAUAUCUAGUUAGGUGUUCAGGAAGUGAGGAACAUCAAAUGAAAGAUCCUUUGCAAUAAAAAAAAGUGGGCAUAAGGUACUUAAGACCAACUUAGUCACUAAAAAUUUUUUUUUUCUUCAGAACAUGAGAAAAAUGAAAAUGGUGUGGUUUUUGUAUUUUAGCCUUUAACCCAGCUCUGGAAUGAAGGGCAGACCUGAGGCUGCAGCCACUGUCCGUUCCUCCACCAGUUGUCCUGUUCCUGUGAGUUACAAGCUGCUCAGUGUUUCUGGAACACAGGCACACUUUGGACAGGCAGUUUAUUUUUGCAUGAGGCUGGCUCUAGUUGACCCAGAAGUAAGUGUAAGGAUGCUUUUGUGUGAAGCCGCGAAAUCCUGGAGACCCAGAGAUAUCUUGUCAUGUAAUUAUGAGCUGCUGAGGGAAAAGAAGAUAGUUUCUACAAUGUGAAUUUCUACGGAACAAUUUCUGACUUCCAAAAGAGCAAAAGUUAAUGGUGAAAGAAUGAGUGACUGGUGGACUUCUGAAGGGGAUUCCAAAGUUUACCAGACUGCUGCCUCAAGUUGGUCUGUGGUUGUCUAAGCCAGAAAAGUAGGAAAUAACUCCCAAAAGAACUGCUGCCAGAUCUCUGAAGCACGUAUUGAGCUGUUUGAUCUGAAACACAGUGUGUAAGAGGGGCUGUGCCAAGUUUUGAAAGGUUUUUCUUCUGUAAUCAUGGCAAAACCUUAUGAAUUUAACUGGCAGAAGCCAGUUCCCUCUUUUAUGCAAGAUGGAGCUGUGUUUGAUAGAUACGAAGAGGAGUCUUUUGUCUUUGAAAGCAACUGUCUCUUCCAAGUGGAUGAAUUUGGUUUUUUUCUGAGCUGGAAAAGUGAAGGAAAGGAGGGACAGGUAUUAGAAUGCUCCCUGAUCAACAGUGUUCGUUUUGGAGCUGUACCAAAGGAUCCCAAAAUACUAACUGCACUCGAGGCUGUCGGAAAAUCAGAAAACGAGUUGGAAGGACGGAUAGUGUGCGUGUGCAGCGGCACAGAUCUGGUGAACAUCAGCUUCACUUUCAUGGUAGCAGAAACCACAGAAAUAGCCAAGCAAUGGGUAGAAGGGCUUGGAUCCAUCAUACAUAACUUUAGAGCUAACAAUGUCAGUCCAAUGACGUGUCUCAAGAAACACUGGAUGAAGCUGGCCUUUCUAACAAACACAAAUGGGAAAAUUCCAGUUCGGAGCAUAACCAGAACCUUUGCAUCAGGUAAAACAGAAAAAGUCAUCUUUCAGGCACUGAAGGAAUUGGGUCUUCCCAGCGGAAAGAAUGAUGAAAUUGAGCCUGCAGCUUUUACUUAUGAGAAAUUUUAUGAGCUUACCCAAAAGAUAUGUCCCCGAACUGACAUAGAGGACCUCUUUAAGAAGAUCAAUGGAGACAAAACUGAUUAUUUAACGGUAGACCAAUUAGUGAGCUUUCUAAAUGAACAUCAACGAGAUCCUCGGCUCAAUGAAAUUUUAUUUCCCUUUUAUGACACAAAAAGAGCAAUGCAGAUAAUUGAGACUUAUGAGCCAGAUGAAGACUUGAAGAGGAAAGGUGUCAUAUCCAGCGAUGGCUUCUGCAGAUACCUGAUGUCAGAUGAAAAUGCCCCCGUGUUCUUGGACCGUUUGGAAUUGUACCAGGAGAUGGACCAUCCCCUGGCUCACUACUUCAUCAGCUCCUCUCACAAUACCUAUCUAACAGGCAGGCAGUUUGGGGGCAAGUCUUCAGUGGAGAUGUACAGACAAGUGCUUUUGGCUGGAUGCAGGUGUGUCGAGCUGGACUGUUGGGAUGGCAAAGGUGAAGACCAAGAACCAAUAAUAACCCACGGGAAAGCAAUGUGCACAGACAUCCUUUUCAAGGAUGUAAUUCAAGCCAUUAAGGAAACAGCAUUUGUUACAUCAGAGUACCCUGUCAUUCUUUCAUUUGAAAAUCACUGCAGCAAAUACCAACAGUACAAGAUGUCAAAAUACUGUGAAGAUCUUUUUGGAGAUCUCCUGUUGAAGCAGCCUCUAGAAACACAUCCACUUGAGCAAGGUAAAGCCUUACCAUCUCCCAAUGACCUCAAAAGAAAGAUUCUCAUAAAGAAUAAAAGGCUGAAACCUGAAGUAGAAAAGAAACAGCUUGAUGCUCUGAAGAAGAUGAUGGAGGCUGGGGAAACUACUGCUCCUGUAAAUAUCCUGGAGGAUGAUAAUGAAGAGGAGAUAGAAAGUGCUGACCAGGAAGAGGAAGCUCAUCCUGAGUACAAGUUUGGAAGUGACCUUACUGUAGAUGAUUACAGUCAAAAAGAAGCUGUUGCCAUCAGUGUCAAAAAGGCUGUUGAAGAUUCUGAGCAAGAAAACAAUAAAAAGGGUUUAGUAACUGUGGAAGAUGAACAAGCGUGGAUGGCAUCUUACAAAUAUGUAGGUGCCACAACCAAUAUACAUCCAUAUUUAUCAACAAUGGUCAACUAUGCUCAACCUGUAAAAUUUCAAGGUUUCGAUGUAGCAGAAGAACGUAAUAUUCACCAUAACAUGUCCUCUUUCAACGAAUCUGUCGGACUGGGCUAUUUGAAGACUCAUGCCAUUGAGUUUGUGAAUUACAACAAGCGGCAGAUGAGUCGGAUAUACCCGAAGGGAGGCCGUGUGGAUUCCAGUAAUUACAUGCCUCAGAUUUUCUGGAACGCUGGCUGCCAGAUGGUCUCACUGAACUAUCAGACCCCAGAUUUAGCAAUGCAGUUGAACCAAGGGAAAUUUGAGUACAAUGGAUCGUGCGGGUAUCUACUAAAGCCAGAUUUCAUGCGACGACCAGACAGGACGUUUGACCCGUUCUCUGAAACUCCUGUAGAUGGAGUGAUUGCUGCAACGUGUUCUGUCCAGGUGAUAUCUGGGCAGUUCUUGUCAGACAAGAAGAUUGGCACCUACGUGGAGGUGGACAUGUACGGGCUGCCCACGGACACGAUCCGCAAGGAGUUCCGCACGCGCAUGGUGAUGAACAACGGCCUGAACCCCGUGUACAACGAGGAGUCCUUUGUCUUCAGGAAGGUUAUCCUGCCUGACCUUGCUGUCCUGAGAAUAGCAGUGUAUGAUGACAACAAUAAGCUGAUUGGCCAGAGGAUCCUGCCCCUGGAUGGGCUGCAGGCAGGUUACAGACACAUUUCCCUGCGCAACGAGGGCAACAAACCCCUCUCUCUUCCAACUGUUUUCUGCAACAUUGUGCUCAAAACCUACGUGCCUGAUGGGUUUGGAGAUAUUGUGGAUGCUUUAUCAGAUCCAAAGAAAUUUUUGUCUAUCACAGAAAAAAGAGCAGACCAAAUGAGAGCUAUGGGCAUUGAAACUAGUGAUAUAGCUGAUGUACCAAAUGACACUUCCAAGAACGACAGGAAAGGGAAGGCCAAUAACCCCAAAGCCAACGUAACUCCUCAGAGCAGCUCGGAGCUUCGGCCCAGCACCACGGCAGGCUCUGGCUCUGGCACCGACGCCAAGAAAGGUAUAGACCUUAUUCCUCAAGUGAAGAUAGAAGAUUUAAAGCAAAUGAAGGCUUAUAUAAAGCAUUUAAAGAAGCAGCAGAAAGAGCUGAAUGCCUUGAAGAAGAAACAUGCCAAGGAGCACAGUGCCAUGCAGAAGCUGCACUGCACACAGAUUGACAAAAUAGUGGCCCAGUAUGAUAAAGAAAAGGUGUCAUAUGAGAAAAUGUUGGAGAAGGCAAUCAAGAAGAAGGGAGGAAGUAAUUGCGUUGAAUUGAAGAAAGAAACGGAAAUUAAAAUUCAGACACUAACAUCAGAUCACAAAUCUAAGGUCAAAGAGAUCGUGGCUCAGCACACCAAGGAGUGGUCUGAGAUGAUCAAUACGCACAGUGCCGAGGAGCAGGAAAUCCGCGACUUGCACUUGAACCAGCAGUGUGAACUGCUGAAGAAACUGCUCAUCAAUGCUCACGAACAACAAACGCAGCAGCUGAAAUUCUCCCAUGACAGGGAGAGCAAGGAGAUGCGUGCCAACCAGGCUAAGAUAUCCAUGGAGAACAGCAAAGCCAUUAGCCAAGACAAAUCCAUCAAAAACAAAGCUGAAAGGGAGAGGCGAGUCAGAGAACUGAACAGCAGCAACACGAAAAAGUUCCUGGAAGAGAGAAAAAGGCUGGCAAUGAAGCAGUCAAAGGAAAUGGAUCAGUUGAAAAAAGUUCAGCUUGAGCACUUAGAAGUCUUGGAGAAGCAGAAUGAGCAGCUUUUGAAAUCCUGUCAUGCAGUGUCUCAAACACAAGGCAAAGGAGAUGCAGCAGAUGGUGAAGCUGGAAGCAGAGAUGGAUCGCAGGCCAGCAACAGUGGUUUAAAGCCUCAACAAGCAAAUUGAAGUUGGAGAGCACAGCAUCCUUAAAAUGAGAGCAAAAUUCAAAAUAACAUUGCUGAGGUUGAAGAGUGGGCUUUUGGUUUGGUUUGGUUUUGGCAGGGGUUUGUUUUGGGCUUUUUUGUUCUUAUUAUACCAAGGGUAGCUACGGACCACCGAGUCUUAAGGUUUGCAUUGUUUCUUUUUAACACUGGGCACUGAAUUCCCUUUGUUGGAUUUCCAUAAGAAUUUCCUUUGUUCAGAAAAACCCGGACCGGAAAUGAAGAGAGCUUUUUAAACCCCGUCCUGUUUUCCUUUCUGUAUCUCACCAGGCACCUUGCCUGCAUCAGAAUCCCAGGAUCAGAGCCUCGAAACACAGGAGAUACCUUUACCAUCAUCUCAGAUGGCAACAAAGCUGUAGCUCGAGUGGUGUAAUUUCCCACUUGUGUUCUCAUGUGUGAUGUGCUGUGCAGAAAGCCCGCGCUGCCAGACCCCGCCAGGCCACGCCUUGUCAGAUGCUCCGCACUGCUGUCCCCUGAGCCCACUGAACGGGACCUUAUGCCAAGUAAUAAUUAGGGUAGUAAGGAGUUGAGUUUGAUUUGAAAUUAUAUUUAAAUGGGGUUUUUUUUCAGGCAGCGGGCAGUUGAAAGGUAACUGCGCAUAUUCAAAAGUACAGCGUGUACAAAGUCAUCGGCCAAAUUCAUCAGCUGCAGCAGUAACUUGACAGGGUAUUUCUGCAGCCUAACGAUGUCAUUCACAAGUGCCAUAUCAACUCUAUCAGUUCUGAGGGGAGCCAAUGUCCUGUAGAAGUCACUGCAGUGGAUAACCUGAGGGAAAUACGGAGUAUUUGUGCCAAAACUGAUCAGUGCUCUAAGGAAUUACGUAUUAGGCACUUUAAGAAAAGUUUACAUCCCACAUUGCUUGUAUAGAAAUUGCAUUUUGAUCCUGCUGUUGCAGAUCCCAGAUACUCCAGUUCAUUGUAACUUAAAAGAUUGUUUAAAUGGCUUUUGGCAAAAAGUUUGUAACUGUGAAAAUGUAAAAAGUAUUUAUACACUUGGGAAACACAACAUUGUAGAAAAUCACAUACAUGUUGCUACGUGAUGAAAUUAGUCAACAGAAAUGCUAAAGUAUGUUUGCAUGUGAUACAAAUGCUACUAAGGCUGUCAUGCCUACUAUAUGACCACAGUCAUGCUACUAGCUGGUAAAUACUGAGUAAAUGUAUGGCACAGAAUACUGUUUGAUUAAUUACAAAGACUUUUAGCAUUACAAGGUCUCUAUAUAUAUGUGUGUAUAUUAAUUACGUGGGCAUUCUUGAUACUUGUAGUAAAAGAGAAGUACAUAACUAAUUUAAUUUUACACAGAAGUAUUUAUGCAGAUUUUCAGAAUUUCAUAUCAGGAAUAACCUUUUUAUGUCCAUUAGAUAUAAAAACAAUUUGCUAAUGUGUUAAUUUGCAUGUUUCCAGAGCUUGCUGUAGUUAUAUUGCAAAACAAUGCAUGUAAGCAUUCGGCUUGGAAAUUGUCCAUGCUGCCAAUUCAAAGAUGACUGCAUGGAAAACUGGUAGUUUAGAACAAAUCAGAUUUCUGAUUUCAAUGUACUAAGCACCAAUUACUUUGUUGUAUAUGCUUGUACAAACAAAUUCUACAUAUUCCUAUAAACAAAAUAAAUGAAGAGAGAUAAUUAUGUUAUUGUCAGUCCUGAGAUGAAACUUUCAACUUCUCUAAUAAAAACCUUAAAAAUUCAAGUCCUUUAGUUUUGACUGCAGUGAAUUGCAGGGUGGUGGUGUUAUUUAUUAAUUGCAGAUUUUUAGCAAGUUGUAUUUCCUGUAAAAAUGUGCAUAGUGUAAAUAUAUUUCUAUCACAGCUUA